Entrophospora candida is the source of this 307-nucleotide messenger RNA. The record is from the annotation of a GenBank genome assembly. Lineage: Eukaryota; Fungi; Glomeromycota; Glomeromycetes; Entrophosporales; Entrophosporaceae.
UAUAGAAGAUCAAGUCAUUGAUAAAUCAUUUAAGGAGACUUGCAAACUAUGGUACAAGGAAUUUAAUGAACUUUAUACCAAUAAAAUUGAACCUUCUGAUUAUUUAUUCAGUAAGACACAAAAAGUUUUUGGAAUUUUAGCAUUUCCUUUUGGUCUUUAUAUGCUUUUUGAAACUAUAAAGGCUACUGAAGUCUAUAAAAAAUCAAAAGUUGGUGGAUGUGCAAUUAGUAAUAAUGCCGGAACAAGAAAAGUGGAACAAUCUGGAAGUUUCUCCAAGAGUCAUGGCAGCAGUAAUGAUAAACAGUAA